Helianthus annuus (common sunflower) is the source of this 534-nucleotide messenger RNA. Its product is annotated as histone H4. Gene Ontology annotation, biological process: nucleosome assembly. Lineage: Eukaryota; Viridiplantae; Streptophyta; Magnoliopsida; Asterales; Asteraceae. The record is from RefSeq and is a predicted model, not a curated record. The transcript has a single exon. Bases 55 to 366 code for a protein of 103 amino acids. Gene Ontology annotation, cellular component: nucleosome. Gene Ontology annotation, molecular function: DNA binding; protein heterodimerization activity; structural constituent of chromatin.
CCAAAAUCAUCAAAAUUUCAAACCUUCAAAACAGAAACUUAACAAUCCACAAUCAUGUCAGGAAGAGGGAAAGGAGGAAAGGGGUUGGGAAAGGGAGGAGCAAAACGACACCGUAAGGUUCUCCGGGACAACAUUCAGGGCAUCACCAAACCGGCGAUCCGACGGUUGGCAAGACGUGGGGGAGUGAAACGUAUAAGCGGUCUGAUAUAUGAGGAGACUCGUGGUGUUCUCAAGAUCUUUCUAGAAAAUGUAAUUCGUGACGCCGUUACCUACACAGAGCAUGCUCGCCGGAAAACUGUUACUGCUAUGGAUGUGGUUUAUGCAUUGAAGCGUCAGGGUCGCACUCUGUACGGUUUCGGUGGUUAGGGUGAGGGAAGUUAGAUCUGGAGUGUUUGAUUUUUGUUUUGUGAUGUAUGAUAGUUAAUGGAAUGAAAAGUUAGAUUUGAUUUCAUGAUAUUCGAAAUUUGUAUUUUGUUUUAUACUGAGCUUUCAUUGUGGCAUUUUGUCGAAAUAGUGAAGGAGGUCUGUUAUGUA